UCGCGCACCUGAAUUGUUUAAUCUCUCACCUCACUAUCGUCGCCGCCGUUUUGUCCGAGAGAUGUGCGGGGCUGGUCAUUGCUUGUCACGCUGGCUUCGUAUUGAGCUUGACGUUGUUGCGACCCGGUCGGUUUUGUAGUUGCUGCGGUGAUAGUGUCGUGCGCUUUCUCGGAGCUUGUAGGCAUUACCUCUGGCAGUUGUUAGUUGUUAGUUGUUAGGUUUGGCGUAGCGGAGAGAGGCCUGUAGAACGGGGAGUGGAUUGGACUUUCUCGGAGCUCGGCGAAUGCUAUUGCCUGUUAGCGGACUGCUGUUUGUAGGACUUCUGCCUGCACUUCCCCUCGGGUGGGCUUGGAUUAGUGGAUGUUGGCCCGAGUAUGGUUCUGCAUUUUCCGACAGAUCUAGUUGUUUACAUUGUGGAGUGCUGUUGUUGUGGUUGUUGUUGUGAGCGAAGUGCGCGUUGGCUAUGGAUGGGGUUUUGAUAUUUGAGCUUGUCAGGGAGUCUGUGAUACGUCGUGUUAUUCCGGAGAUGUAGCUUUGUAUUUGUGAGGUGGCUUCGGCAUGCACGGUUGUCUGUGGUCGUGUUUGCGUAUUUGAUGCAAGAAUGAAGAUAUUGUCCACUAUCGCUUCUGAUCGUGGUGCAUUCGGGUCACACUUGGUUGGAGUAGGUGAAACGUUUCCGAGUGUUACAUGUUUUCGAUGUUUCCUAACUCUGAUCGUACGAUAUUGGAGACGAUCUAGUUGAAACAUGUCGUUACAAUGUAGGUAUACACCAGUUUCUUUCGGUUGUAACGAAGUUUUAUAUUCACGUGCACACAGUUUUACAUUGGCUUAGUCACGUAGUCAUAUGUGUUAUCUCGUGGCUUCUUUCAGGUAUUUUAGCCUUACUUAAGUCUAUGAUCACUCUAAUAUGCAUUGGUAUGCUCUUACGUCAGUCCUGUUGACCAACCCUAUAUCCCGUAUAAGCUACGCUCUCGAGAUGACUCGUCUUAGUACUCUACUGGAACCAGUAGCAUCCAUGAUAGUCUAAUUCAGAAGUGGAUACUUAUCCUUCUGUUCCAUUCUUUCGCUUGCACAAGAAGCUAGUUCUUACAACCUCAUAUACUUUGCACUGUUGUCAAAUCCAGAAGCGCUUUUAGUUGAUGCCUUAAACAUCACCUCUCGUGAUUGCGUUUUAAUUUAGCCGAAAGUUCAAUGUGCAUGGUACAUAUCAAAAUUUUCAGGUAAUGCUUGAGGUCACCUGAUGCGGAGGUAUAGGAAUGUAUCUGCCGAAAUAUUCGUUUGAGGGAGCUCACUUUUGCUGAUGUUUAUAAGCCAUCUCUUUAAUUACUGAGUUACAAUAGUAAUUCUCAAGUAAUUCUCAGAGGUUAGCAGUGGACUUGCAUCAUCUCCCAAGAGGAGUUCAAAUCAGAGAGGUUAUCAAUUGAUCAGUAAAUAAUGCCUCCCUCUGUGGUACAAGACAGUUUUCCAUCUACCCCUGGCAAGGUUAAAGUGGAACGCAGUAGCUAUUUCGGGAGGGUAGCUAGUCGAUGGCACUCUACAGCUUCAGCAAGGCUCUUAGUCUUUUCAGCUUUUCUACUUGCUGUAACAAUUUUUAUUUGUUUCCGGAUUGCAGCGAAUGGCUUUGUGGAUGUAUACAUCGGUGGAACAGCGUAUAGCUCUACUAACGGAGGAACUAUUCGUUCGGCGUACAGGAGUGAUCAUUUGUGGGACAAGAAAGUGCGACAGUCUUGCACUCCUAAACGGGAAAAUGGGUUGGUUGUGUUGGUGACGGGAGCGGCAGGCUUUGUUGGGAGCCACGUCUCUCUGGCUCUAAAGAAAAGAGGGGAUGGCCUAGUGGGAAUCGAUAAUUUUAAUGAUUACUAUGAGGUUUCGUUGAAAAGAGCACGACAAGAGAUGUUGCUCAAGCAGGGCAUUUUUGUGAUUGAAGAUGACAUCAAUGACGCUGCUCUAUGGAGUCACCUGUUUGAAAUGGUGCGAUUCACUCAUGUCAUGCAUCUGGCAGCUCAAGCUGGUGUGCGUUAUGCCAUGCAGAACCCAAUGUCAUAUGUUCAUAGCAACGUUGCUGGGCUAGUUACACUCUUUGAGGCGUGCAAGAAUGCCAAUCCUCAGCCUGCUGUCGUAUGGGCGUCGUCAAGCUCAGUUUACGGUUUGAACACCAAGGUCCCUUUCUCGGAAUCUGAUCGAACUGAUCAACCUGCAAGUCUGUAUGCCGCUACAAAGAAAGCGGGGGAGGAAAUUGCUCACACCUAUAAUCAUAUAUAUGGGCUCUCCAUAACUGGACUUCGUUUUUUUACUGUAUAUGGUCCUUGGGGUCGUCCAGAUAUGGCGUACUUUUCAUUCACCAGGGAUAUUCUGAAGGGAAAACCAAUUAACAUUUAUCAGGGUCCACAUGAUAAGGACUUAGCACGUGAUUUCACCUUCAUAGAUGAUAUUGUAAAGGGUUGUGUCGGAGCACUUGAUACAGCAGGUGAAAGUACUGGAAGUGGAGGUAAGAAGAAAGGCCCUGCAAUGCUGCGCCUGUUUAAUCUCGGAAACACAUCACCUGUUACCGUACCAGUCCUGGUCGAGCUUCUUGAGAAGCACUUGAAAGUCAAAGCUGUCAAGCAAUUCAUCAAGAUGCCCAGGAACGGUGAUGUGCCUUUCACACAUGCAAACGUGUCUCUUGCGCAGGCGCAGCUUGCAUACAAGCCCACAACUAAUUUGGACACUGGUCUUAAGAAAUUUGUGACCUGGUAUUUGAAAUACUACAACGUCCAAUCAACGAAGAGCACAAGAAGAUUGUUGUAAUAGAGUAGUCGGUAUAUAUCUAUUAUUAGUUUCAUGACACCAAAUCCUUCACGACUGCUGCUACUCGGACGACUGGAAGAUGGGAUCUACGAAGCAGCUUUUGCUACUACACCACAUGUACAUGUAGGCAGGAGCAUUGAAAUGAUUGCUGUGGACUACCCUUUUGACAAGGUACAUUGAAGAGAGGACCUGUAGCAGACUCAUUUACUCGAGAAAGAAGUCCCAUUAGCAUAUCGGAAGGAUAAGGGGUUUUACCUGACUGAUCGAGCGAUAAGAUUCUCAUGGGGACAUCAGCUCAAAACAUGACAAGUGUUGCUGCUGGCAGACUGCUGAGGAAGCCCUUAGUAUCUGUAAUCUUCACAGGACGCUCUUGUACUAAGUAACUUUGUCACUCAAUUGUCUUCAAAAUCUGUCGGGGCUGAUUGGUUGGCAGAUUGUAUAGGGAUGAUGUCUUUGUACACCGUUUCACAGGUUCUAACACUGAUCCUCCUGUUGAGAUGUA
This is a messenger RNA of Physcomitrium patens, 3289 nucleotides long. Its product is annotated as UDP-glucuronate 4-epimerase 1. The record is from RefSeq and is a predicted model, not a curated record. Lineage: Eukaryota; Viridiplantae; Streptophyta; Bryopsida; Funariales; Funariaceae.